Coregonus sp. 'balchen' is the source of this 8795-nucleotide messenger RNA. The record is from the annotation of a GenBank genome assembly. NCBI's taxonomy places the organism in Eukaryota, Metazoa, Chordata, Actinopteri, Salmoniformes, Salmonidae.
CACAAUGGUUCCUUGGCCAAUGGGGACAAGGGACGGAGGAGAAGUCGCCUGGCCCUCUACAAGAGACCCAAAGCCAACGGGGUCAAACCUGAUGUCAUCCACAAUGUCUCCACCCCUCUGGUGUCAAAGGUGAGAGGUCACAUUAUAUUUAGACAGUCUUUCACAGUAUUAAACACUAUCUAUAAAAUGUUUACUUAUUAACUCUAUAACUGUUUUUUUUAAUGCAGGAAUUAAUAGUACAUACAGUGGGGAAAAAAAGUAUUUAGUCAGCCACCAAUUGUGCAAGUUCUCCCACUUAAAAAGAUGAGAGAGGCCUGUAAUUUUCAUCAUAGGUACACGUCAACUAUGACAGACAAAAUGAGGAAAAAAAAUCCAGAAAAUCACAUUGUAGGAUUUUUUAUGAUUUUAUUUGCAAAUUAUGGUGGAAAAUAAGUAUUUGGUCAAUAACAAAAGUUUCUCAAUACUUUGUUAUAUACCCUUUGUUGGCAAUGACACAGGUCAAACGUUUUCUGUAAGUCUUCACAAGGUUUUCACACACUGUUGCUGGUAUUUUGGCCCAUUCCUCCAUGCAGAUCUCCUCUAGAGCAGUGAUGUUUUGGGGCUGUCACUGGGCAACACAGACUUUCAACUCCCUCCAAAGAUUUUCUAUGGGGUUGAGAUCUGGAGACUGGCUAGGCCACUCCAGGACCUUGAAAUGCUUCUUACGAAGCCACUCCUUCGUUGCCCGGGCGGUGUGUUUGGGAUCAUUGUCAUGCUGAAAGACCCAGCCACGUUUCAUCGUCAAUGCCCUUGCUGAUGGAAGGAGGUUUUCACUCAAAAUCUCACGAUACAUGGCCCCAUUCAUUCUUUCCUUUACACGGAUCAGUCGUCCUGGUCCCUUUGCAGAAAAACAGCCCCAAAGCAUGAUGUUUCCACCCCCAUGCUUCACAGUAGGUAUGGUGUUUUUUGGAUGCAACUCAGCAUUAUUUGUCCUCCAAACAUGACGAGUUGAGUUUUUACCAAAAAGUUAUAUUUUGGUUUCAUCUGACCAUAUGACAUUCUCCCAAUCCUCUUCUGGAUCAUCCAAAUGCACUCUAGUCAACUUCAGACGGGCCUGGACAUGUACUGGCUUAAGCAGGGGGACACGUCUGGCACUGCAGGAUUUGAGUCCCUGGCGGCGUAGUGUGUUACUGAUGGUAGGCUUUGUUACUUUGGUCCCAGCUCUCUGCAGGUCAUUCACUAGGUCCCCCCGUGUGGUUCUGGGAUUGUUGCUCACCGUUCUUGUGAUCAUUUUGACCCCACGGGGUGAGAUCUUGCGUGGAGCCCCAGAUCGAGGGAGAUUAUCAGUGGUCUUGUAUGUCUUCCAUUUCCUAAUAAUUGCUCCCACAGUUGAUUUCUUCAAACCAAGCUGCUUACCUAUUGCAGAUUCAGCCUUCCCAGCCUGGUGCAGGUCUACAAUUUUGUUUCUGGUGUCCUUUGACAGCUCUUUGGUCUUGGCCAUAAUGGAGUUUGAAGUGUGACUGUUUGAGGUUGUGGACAGGUGUCUUUUAUACUGAUGAUAAGUUCAAACAGGUGCCAUUAAUACAGGUAACGAGUGGAGGACAGAGGAGCCUCUUAAAUAAGAAGUUACAGGUCUGUGAGAGCCAGAAAUCUUGCUUGUUUGUAGGUGACCAAAUACUUAUUUUCCACCAUAAUUUGCAAAUAAAUUCAUUAAAAAUCCUACAAUGUGAUUUUCUGGAUUUUUUUUUCUCAAAUUGUCUGUCAUAGUUGACCUAUGAUGAAAAUUACAGGCCUCUCUCAUCUUUUUAAGUGGGAGAACUUGCACAAUUGGUGGCUGACUAAAUACUUUUUUCCCCCACUGUAUAUACGACUACGUUUUUUAACUCUUACCACAUAUGGUACUAAUACAUUUUCAAACAGGCAAAACUUUUGGAAUGCCCUUUCCUAUGUAGCUGGCUAUAUGACCUGGUUCCUGUAUAUGUGUCUUCUGCAUCGACAGGCUCUUAGCAACAAAAGCCAGCACAGCAUCUCCUACACCCUGUCCAGGAGUCACUCGGUCAUCGUAGAGUACACCCAUGAUAGCAACACAGAUAUGUUUCAGGUGAGUCACCUUUAACAUGACAUGCCAACUCAGCCAGAGCCCCAACGCUUCAGCCCAAAAAGGACCUAGAAACUGAGAACAGAGUAUGCAACACCCUACUUCCAUUUUAUUGCCAUUUGGGAUCCACACAGUCACAGCCUUAUAGCAGACUCCCUUGUCCUUGCCUACACACUAGCCUGGCCCUAGAUCAGUUUGUACUUUAUAGCAUAACAACGACCGUAGGAGUUGGCUAUAUGGCACAAACAGAUCUGGGACCAGUCUACCUACACACUCACUGUGAGCAGAUGUCACAGUUCAAUGUAAUUUGUUAGCAGACACCAUAGGGAUUCUUAGAAAUGCAGAGUCAUGAGAAGACUGUGGUGGUGUCUGCUCCUCUCUUCUCCUCUCCUGUCCUCCCCUCCUUUCUCUCUCCUCUCCUCUCCUCCCAUCCGCUAUCUAUCUCUCAUCCCUGUGAUGAAUGUGGAGUCCCAACUCCUGCAGACUGAAUGGAUCCGAGGUGCCACAGGCUGCAGGGCUGUGAUGCUCCAGGGCUGCAGUGAGCCCAUCUGUCCCUCUGUCUGCUCUCUCUCCAACCAGGGGCUGUGAUAGGCUGCCAUUUUAUCUCCUGGCAGCCUGGGAGGGAGCUGAUAGGAAUUUGAACUGUUUGAAGUGGAAUUGGGCGCGGGACGGACUUGUGAAAUGUUGUGGGCAUUUGUCCACAGUGCCCCAGACGAUAUCCUGACUUCAGUGGGAUUGAAAUGGAAUUGGGUCUUUCUAUCUCCCUCCUCCCUAAAGACAUAUUUACACUCAUAUAUUUGAUUAUAUUCAUGACACUACUCCACCCUACUCCACCCUACUCCACACUACUCCACACUACUCCACACUACUCCACCCUACUCCACACUACUCCACACUACUCCACCCUACUCCACCCUACUCCACACUACUCCACCCUACUCCACCCUACUCCACACUGCUCCACCCUACUCCACACUACUCCACCCUACUCCACACUGCUCCACCCUACUCCACACUACUCCACCUUACUCCAUACUACUCCACCCUACUCCACACUACUCCACCCUACUCCACACUACUCCACACUACUCCACCCUACUCCACACUGCUCCACCCUACUCCACACUACUCCACACUGCUCCACACUACUCCACCCUACUCCACACUACUCCACCCUACUCCACACUACUCCACACUACUCCACACUACUCCACCCUACUCCACCCUACUCCACCCCACUCCACACUACUCCACCCUACUCCGCACUACUCCACCCUACUCCACCCUACUCCACCCUACUCCACACUACUCCACCCUACUCCACCCUACUACACACUACUCCACCCUACUCCACACUACUACAACCUACUCCACACUACUCCACCCUGCUCCACCCUACUCUACCCUACUCCACACUGCUCCACCCUACUCCACACUACUCCACCCUACUCCAUACUACUCCACCCUACUCCACACUGCUCCACCCUACUCCACACUACUCCACACUGCUCCACACUACUCCACCCUACUCCACCCUACUCCACACUACUCCACCCUACUCCACACUGCUCCACACUACUCCACCCUACUCCACACUGCUCCACCCUACUCCACACUACUACACACUACUCCACCCUACUCCACACUGCUCCACACUACUCCACACUGCUCCACCCUACUCCACACUGCUCCACACUACUUCACGCUGCUCCACACUACUCCACUCUGUUCUGCUGUACUUUAUUCUGUAAUUAUAUUAACCAUCUCCUAUGUUCUAUCUCCUAUGUUCUAUCUCCUAUGUUCUUUCUCCUAUGUUCAAUCUCCUAUGUUCUCCCCCUACAGAUCGGGCGUUCUACAGAGAGCAUGAUUGACUUUGUGGUGACGGACACGGCAGGCUGCAGCACCAGUGGUGGCGGGGGGCAGGGCCAGGGGGGAGGAGGAGGAGGAGGGCAGUCGGCCCAGAGCACAAUAUCCCGCUACGCGUGCCGCAUCAUGUGCGAACGCAGCGCCCCGUACACGGCCCGCAUCUAUGCCGCCGGCUUCGACUCCUCCAAAAACAUCUUCCUGGGGGUGAGUCAUCACGGUGACGACUACAGUGUGAGUGACAGCAUGGGCGACAUCACACCCCUUUGAUUUAAUUGUGGUGUUGAGCGUCAUUAUGUGUGAUAUACUGUGGAGAUGAAUCAUGGAGGAACUGGUGUUGUGGUGUGGAGGAGUUGUUAGUGGGUGUGUGAAUGUUCACCAUGUGGCCUGCUUCUUGGGAAUGUUUUGUCGAGGUGUACACAGCCUGGACAAACACAUUAGCACUCUCUUGUCCCCAUCUUAUGCACAAACACACUUCAUCUAGCCCCCCAGUGCACACACACACACACACACUUCGUCUAGCAUGGUUUUCAUGUGUUUGAUGCCAUUCCAUUUACUCCGUUCCAGCCAUUAUUAUGAGCUGUCCUCCCCUCAGCAGCCUCCACUGAUAGAGACAUACACACUCCUCUGGUCUGGCUGUCUUCUUCACCUUGGUGGUAUAGCUUCUCACUGGCCGGUUGGCCCUGCGCCCAGCCACAGAAACAGCUCCGGCCUGCACUUUGUUUAGAGAUAAGACGAUCAACGGUAAUUAUCAAUAAACACAUGUCCGGGACGGCCAGGCCGCUUUGUCAGGCUCUAAGUGCCACAACUCUUUUAAUGGAUUGGAUUUAUGACAGCAUUGUUGGAUACUAUACUCUCACACACACACAUACACACACACACACACACAAACUGGGAAUUGUGGGAAUCAAGGAGCUGUGAUUAAAUAGAUAUGUAUGCAUGUUAUGUGUGUGUGCAAACACUUGUGUCUGUGUGUGUGUGUGUGUGUGUGUGUGUGUGUGUGUGUAUGUGUGUGUAUGUGCACAAACGCGUGUGUGUGCAUGUGAGUGCAAGUGUGAGUGUUUGUUUGCUGAAAACCGCUCCAAUCAGCAAAUACAACAAUCGACUAGCAUUAAAAUCACAGUGCAGUGGUCCAGUGUUGUGAAGUGGAGGGGGGGUUGCUAGCUUACUCAUUGACAAAAUAAGCUUUUGAUCCAUUCUGGCAGAGGCACUCAGUUCUCCCCCUCCCCUCCCCUCUCCUCUCGCCCAUACCAUGGAAUGAGAUAUUGAAGGGGUUCUGCAAGAUUAAUUUGUUAAUGGAGAGAGUUGGCAAGGGGGGAGACAGGGAGGCCGGUGGGGGAGGGAGGGAGGGAGGGCAUUGUCAUUGUGGAAGACAUUGGCGGCAGGGGUCCAGCAGUACUCAUCUCCAUCGAUGGGAGCGAGCCCCAGGGUCCGAGUCAGACACACUGUACUGCCACACCGCCAGUCUGCCACUGACCUCCACUAGCACUUGAUUAUGAGGGGCAAGAAGGGCGGCCAUAUUGGAUUGGAUUAAGGAAGGUGGUAAUGGGUUUUAAAAGAUUGAAAACUGCCUCCUGUGCCAACAGUGACCAAUGACAGGAUAGUUAAUAUACCAUAUGCAGUUAUACAGUGUAGGCUUUAGUGCAUAGCACACAAGAAAGCAUUGUUUAUUCUGAAAAUGUUUUUACUGACUACAGCCAGAGAGGAAGAGGAGAAGCGAGAGGGAUAACUGGGCCCAAAAUCUGUCUUCUCCAGCAGGUGGAGAUUUUUCAAUUUUUUUCACUCACCAUGCGAGGGAUAUUUGUAUGGAGAUCAAUGACAGCAUGUCGAAUUUGGUAAAGGAAAAAUUGAAGGGCUUAUUUGCUACGUGUGGCAUAUUUGAUAAAAUAGAAGUUUCGUAAUGCUUUGGUUGGUACAAGUGUACUCAUAUCUUUGCCCGUUUUGCCUGUUGUUCACACACGUAUCUGCCCUCUCAUUGGCUAGAAUGGUCCCACCUGAUCUUGCCUCCUGCCCUGCCUUCCAUGUUUUGUUUUUAUUGUUAGAGCAGCCACUUGAGUAUCUGGUCAAUAUAAUGGAUCAUCUGUGCUACAGCUAACACAAAAUGACGACACUGAUGACAGUUAUAGCGUGACAUCACAUCUUGUGACACUACAAAGUCAACCCACAAGGACAAUGUGACCAUAACAUCCGGAUGACUAACCUAACCCAACUAUAGAGACUUUUAUAACUGAUCUCAGCAUCGUAGCAUGCCGUCGGUGCGCGGCUAUGCUAACAAUACAGCUAGAGAACCUCAGAGCCCACAAGGACGUCUAAUAGCUUAAGAGCUGCUAGCUGCUGUCAAUGAAGUGCAGGCUUAGUAACCUCAGCACGGCUCCCCUCCUUCAUACUGUAACUGGCACACAUACAAUGUCCUUGGCAGAUAGCGGAGUCAGGCUGGCGGCUCGGCCCACUGCUAGUGUGGAGGUGGAGAGAGAGAGAGAGAGACGUACAUUUACUGUACUGGUUGAAUGGCUUGCAGUCGUGACCGCUUUAAAUUCUAUGUCCACUGACAGAGAAUAUCAGAGAACACUGCCGCUGCAGGGAUUGAAUGCCCUGCAAUGUUUAUGCGUGCGUGUGCAUCUCUGUGUGUUAGUCAGUAUAGCAGUCAUACUCUGUGCUAAAUAUAGCAGUGCAAAAAAGCAAUGUUAGCUGUUUUUUUCUCCCCCUCUUUCUCUAUUUGCCCUCUCUAUCUCUCUCUCCCUCUCUCUCUCUCUCUCUCUCUCUCCCUCACUCCCUCCCUCUCUCUCUCUCUCUCUCUCUCUCUCUCUCUCUCUCUCUCUCUCUCUCUCUCUCUCUACCUCCCUCACCUCUUGAUCUCUCUAUAUCUCUUUCAUCACUAUCCCUCACCUUGGCUCUCUGUCUGUCUCUUUGUGUGCGGGGGCGGGUCUCUCAGGAGCGGGCUGCCAAAUGGCGGACAUCGGACGGCUUGAUGGACGGCCUGACCACCAAUGGCGUGCUGGUGAUGCACCCGGCGGGGGAGUUUGUGUCUGAGCCGGCGCCAGGCGUGUGGCGGGAGAUCUCAGUGUGCGGGAACGUCUUUGCCCUGCGGGAGACACGCUCGGCCCAGCAGAGGGGGAAAUUGGUGAGAGGGGGUACAUGAGUGGUAAGGGGGGUGGGGGGGUUAUCAAGGCUACUGUUAUGCCUGGAGGUAUCUCAAGGACACCUAGACUAGACUAUGAAUGAUGAGAUAUUAUUAUAUUUUAUAAGUAAAUUAAUUGAUAAAGGAAACAGAGCCUCAAACCUGUCUGGUUAUCAAGGCUGUUACACUACUAUGUGUGUUUCUGAGGGGUUAUAUAACGGACUGCACAGUCAAACUAGGUUUCUCAACUAUGAGUGAUGAUUUAUUGAAUGAUGUUUUGUUAAUCGAUCAUUGGCAUUUUUAUUAGAUUAUUGAUGGUAUGUAAAUCAUUUGAUUCAAUUAUUGAUGGUAUGUUAAUCAUUUGAUUAGACUCUUGAUGGUAUUUGAAUAUUUUGAUUAGACUCUUGAUGGUAUGUGAAUCAUGUGAUUCAAUUAUUGAUGGUAUGUGAAUCAUUUGAUUAGAUUAUUGAUGUUAUGUGAAUCAUUUGAUUUGAUUAUUGAUGGUAUGUGCAUCAUUUGAUUAGACUCUUGAUGGUAUGUGAAUCAUUUGAUUAGACUCUUGAUGGUAUGUGAAUCAUUUGAUUAGAUUAUUGAUGGUAUGUGAAUCAUUUGAUUAUAUUCUUGAUGGUAUGUGAAUCAUUUGAUUAUAUUAUUGAUGGUAUGUAAAUCAUUUGAUUAGAUUAUUGAUGGUAUGUGAAUCAUUUGAUUAGACUCUUGAUGGUAUGUGAAUCAUUUGAUUAUAUUCUUGAUGGUAUGUAAAUCAUUUGAUUAUAUUCUUGAUGGUAUGCAACAGGAUAAGAUGGAUCCCCUGGUUUUAAUGUCUAUGGUCUGAUCACAGUGCCAUUAAGUUAAGAUCGUUGGGAAGGAAACAGGAAAAUAAGUACCACACACCUAAAAAGGAAACAAUGUAUGCAAAUAGUUAUGGGUUAGUCAGUUACAGUAUUUUCUGUGCUAGUUUACUAAUCGUCCCCCUAUCCCUCCUCACUCUCCCUUCCUCCACUCUCCCUUCCCUCACCCUCCCUUCCUCCACUCUCCCUUCCUCCACCCUCCCUCCCUUCCUCCACCCUCCCUCCCUUCCUCCACCCUCCCUCCCUUCCUCCACCCUCCCUUCCUCCACCCUCCCUUCCUUCCCCCCAGGUGGAGAACGAGUCCAACACCCUGCAGGACGGCUCUCUGAUCGACUUGUGUGGCGCCACCCUCCUGUGGCGUACCCCGUCGGGCCUGCGCCGCACCCCUACCCUCAAGCAGCUGGAGACCCUCCGCCAGGAGCUGAAUGCCGCCCGGCCCCAGUGCCCCGUGGGUUUCAACACCCUGGCCUUCCCCAGCCUGGCCCAGAGAGAGAUUGUGGACAAGAAGCAGCCCUGGGUCUACGUCAACUGUGGUCACGUCCACGGCUACCACAACUGGGGCUACCGGAAAGACAAGGGCCACAACGUGGGCCCCGGGGGGACGGCUCCGGCGAGCACCGGGGAAAGGGAGUGCCCCAUGUGCCGGUGCGUGGGCCCCUACGUGCCCCUGUGGCUGGGCUGUGAGGGUGGGCUGUACCUGGACGCGGGCCCCCCGACGCAUGCCUUCUGCCCCUGUGGCCAUGUGUGUUCGGAAAAGACAGUGGCGGGCUGGAGCCAGAUCCCGCUGCCGCACGGCACACACGCCUUCCACGCCGCAUGCCCCUUCUGUGGCACCUGGCUGACGGGCGAGCAGGGCCACAUCAAACUCAUCUUUCAGGGGCCCGUCGAC